Vanessa tameamea is the source of this 1506-nucleotide messenger RNA. RefSeq names its product coiled-coil domain-containing protein 63-like. The record is from RefSeq and is a predicted model, not a curated record. Lineage: Eukaryota; Metazoa; Arthropoda; Insecta; Lepidoptera; Nymphalidae. The transcript is spliced from 10 exons. The coding region runs from base 35 to 1459 and encodes 474 amino acids.
AAUAAUUAAUUGAUUUAUAUUCAACAGAUAUAAAAUGGCGUCUCCAAAUGAUGACAUGGAAAUGGAAAAAAUUGCGGAAGAUGAACUGUCGAAACUGCAGCGACAGUUUAGAGUUAUGGAGAUAGACCGGGCGAACGUAACGAGCAGCGUGCAGCCCACACUCAGGGUGCAGAGGAACAUCAUACGCACGCUUACAACAGAGCUGGAUAACAUCAUGAUGGAAUUACGGCUGACAAAAAGUACAUCGAAUCUCAUGGACAAUGCAAAAACGCGAGAGAAACUAAUAACACUUUUGAAAGAAUACGAAAGAAGUUCCACUGAAGUAAAGGAACAUCGCACUACGAUCACUGAGCUGGAUUUCCUUUUGAAACAAGUGCAGAAGGAGAUAAAGGGAUUGAAGUCUAAGGGUGUUGGAUUUGAAAAGGAUUACGCGAUAUCCCUGUCGAAUCAAACGAUUAUAAGUCAACUCGAGAACCGCUUGAACACAGCCAUGAAAAAGUUCAACGCGGUCAACAGCGACAACUAUAAGACGCGUCUUGAGAUCGAUCGCCUGCUGCGUGACCGGCAAUUUUUUAACACAAUGUGGAAGGGACAAAUUAAACGACUUAUGGAAGGCAAAGCCCAGAUUCUCGAGCUAGUGGAACAAGCUAUAACCACCUACGACCAGAGGGAGGAAUGGUGCGCUAAGCUGGACGCGUUGAAAGAGAAAGCCGCGAUGGAUUACAGGAAACAUUGCCUGGAGGUGCGCGAACUUCAGCGUCAGUUGGAUCACAGCAUGAAGCUCGAGGAGUUUCUCCGUACGAAAGGCACAGUGCGACUCACAGCCGCCGAUGCUAAGGCCGAAGCCAAGAAGUUGGAACAACAGGAACAGGAGAUACGCGUUUACAACAACUAUGUCAAUAUAUUGGAUGCGAUUAAGGAGUUCACGGGCGAAGCGGACGUGGAAAGGUUGAUCCAGGAGUUCACCCGUCGCGAGGAGGAGAACUACGCACUCUUCAACUACAUCAACGAAGUCAACACGGAGCUCAAGCAUCUCAGCGACAACGUCAAAAUGCUCAAAACGAAUAUCGAGGACGAACACGAAAAACAUCAAGCUAAGCUGUAUCAGCAGCAAGACAGCAUCGAGAUCCUCAGAACGGCGUUGGAAGAACGGCAGGAAGCAACGAAGGAUCUCCAGGCGAUGUACGACAAAACUAACCAGGUCUUGACUGGAUUGUUGCAAGAAGUUCAGAUCUUAGCCAUGUCAUCAGACUGCGAUUCUCUGCCGUUGUUAAAACUGCUGGGUAAAUCCUUGGACAUAAAUGCUACAAAUGCUCGUUUAUACAUCAAGAGUCUGGAGAAGAAGAUAUUCGAAAUGACAGAACUGAUCAAAUAUGACGAGUGCGUGCAGAAGUACGCGGAGAGCAAGGAGCGCACGCCGCCCGCCUCGCGCCGCCGCCGCCGCGCGCCGCACUCGUAGCGCACACGCACACGCACACGCACACGCACACGCACACACACAUCGAU